AUGGAAACAAGUCGAAGAGCGGUGGAAUCGUACUGGAGAUCGCGGUUAAUUGAUUCAGCUACAUCGGAUGAAGAUAAAGUUGCGCCGGUUUACAAAUUGGAGGAAAUCUGCGACCUUUUGCGCUCUUCGCAUGUUAGUAUUGUCAAGGAGCUUUCAGAUUUUGUUUUGAAACGUUUGGAACAUAAGAGUCCCAUUGUAAAACAAAAGGCAUUAAGGUUGAUAAAAUAUGCGGUUGGAAAGUCUGGUGCUGAGUUCAGAAGGGAAAUGCAGAGACAUUCAGUGGCAAUUCGUCAAUUAUUGCACUACAAGGGACAGCCGGAUCCUUUGAAAGGUGAUGCACUAAAUAAAGCUGUGCGGGACACUGCAAAUGAGGCUGUGUCUGCUAUGUUUUCAGAAGAUAAUAAUAAUAAUAAUAGUAACAAUAGUAAUCAUCAGCAUAAGGCUGCCACACCUUCUCAUGAUCUUAACCGGCGGAUACAAGGGUUUGGGAAUACAAACUAUGAAGUGCCAUCUGAAGAUAAGAAGUCUUUUAUUAGUGAGGUAGUUGGUAUUGGAAGUGCAUCAAUUAAGCAAGGGCUUCAUAGCUUAACACAGGGACAUUCACUAAUGAAGAAUGAAACUGGAAGUGGAAGCUACAAGAGUCCAAAUCUUCAAAGGUCGUUAACCUUCGAAUCAGAACAUGGUGACAGAUAUGAACCAGUUGCGUAUCGUAGUGAAAAUCAGAGUAGUUUUGGAAUUCCAAAGAAUCAAUCUAGUGGUUCUUGGAAUCAGGAUUCAAGAGUAACUAAGAUGGAAAUUUCAAAUAGUGAAUCCAGUGGAAAUUCUUCAGAGAUUAAGACUAGAGAGGAUAGGUUGGUGGAAACAAUUGUAACUUUGGGAGGUGUUCGCCUACAACCCUCUCGAGAUGCCAUUCAAGCUUUUCUAACAGAGGCUGCAAAGUUGGAUGCCCUGGCUUUAGGUCAUGCCCUUGAACUAAAGCUCCAAUCUCCUAUUUGGCAGGUGCGCAUGAAAGCUGUUUGUGUUCUUGAGUCCAUCGUCAGAAAGAAGGAUGAUGAACAUUUUUUAUAUGUGGCAUCUUACUUUGCUGAAAAUAAUGAUGUCGUGCUGAAAUGUUCCGAAUCUCCCCAAGCCUCUUUGAGGGAAAAGGCUACAAAGGUUCUUGGUCUUCUAGGUGGGGGGCAGCCAAACAGUUCUGCUAUUAAUUCAGAGAAAGUUGUGAAGACAGAGCGUGCCGAAUUGCCUGACUUGAUAGACACGGGUUAUUCAAAUGACAACACAACCAAUACUACAGGUGAACAAAGUAUAGGGAAUUUGACAUCAUCUGCACCUCUGGUAGAUGAUUUAUUUGGAGAUAUAAGCGACUCUAUUGGAGCUAGUCAUGAACUGAAAAAUGAUGACGACCCAUUUGCGGAUGUAUCAUUUCACACAGGUGAGCGAAAAGAACAGGCAGAUGAUUUAUUUUCAGGGAUGACAGUUGGUGAAGAUAAACAGGGUGAUCAUGAGAGUCACAAGCAGGGAAUUCAAAGUGAUCCUCAACUUUUUGACAUUUUUGGUUCCAGUUCCAAGCAAGGAAAUCAUAACGGGUCUGUUAGUGAUUUAAUAGGUGGUUUGUCAAUAGAUGAAAAUACCUCAACUAUGAAGCACAAGGGAACUUCUUCUGCAGUGCAAUCUGAAUCUUUAUUUUCAGGUUUAAACAACCAUACCCCUGACAAUACUCUAGGUGGUAUGUUGGGCUCUCAACCAGUUGGAUUCAAUGUAAACCCGAUGUUUCCCACUGGGCAUCUGCCUUAUAAUAUGCAGCCUGGAGUUAUGCUGAACCAACAAUAUCCUUCUCAGCCUCUUAAUUAUGGUGCCAUGGGGACUCUCUUAGCUCAGCAGCAAUUACUGGCAACAAUGGCGAAUUUCCAACACCUUAAUAAUGUCAAUAUGCGAGAUGAUGGCAUUGCCCAAAUGGUUGGACCUAAUGGAAAUACCCCUUUGCCAGACAUAUUUCAACCAAAUUUUGCAUCUCAAACUCCCAGCUCAAUGAUCAAUAAUUCAAAGAAAGAAGAUAAUACUAAAGCAUUUGAUUUUAUCUCGGACCAUCUUGCCUCUGCUCGAGAUUCAAGAAGAGUGAUUUGA
Messenger RNA from Lathyrus sativus (Indian pea), 2121 nucleotides. The record is from the annotation of a GenBank genome assembly. NCBI's taxonomy places the organism in Eukaryota, Viridiplantae, Streptophyta, Magnoliopsida, Fabales, Fabaceae.